This is a messenger RNA of Humulus lupulus (European hop), 1108 nucleotides long. RefSeq names its product acyl-acyl carrier protein thioesterase TE3, chloroplastic-like. Lineage: Eukaryota; Viridiplantae; Streptophyta; Magnoliopsida; Rosales; Cannabaceae. The record is from RefSeq and is a predicted model, not a curated record. The transcript is spliced from 2 exons. The coding region runs from base 264 to 617 and encodes 117 amino acids.
GGUAUAUUUAUUUUAGAAAUUAAGAUUUCUUAAUUAGGCUAAAUGAGUCCUAAAAAAAUAAUUUUAAAAAAUGGAGGAUCUAUAUUGGAAUUUAGUUUACCAAGCAAAAUGGUAUAAUUUAAUGACUCAUUUAAUUAUGUCCCAAUCAUUACUAAAUACUUAAACCACUAUGAUCUAACCUGCCAAACAGAACAGUAGAAUUGUUUGGCGAAGCUGGAGAAUUAUAGAGUAAGGGCGACGCUACGUACCUACGCAGUAACACAAUGAUAAGUCACCCGAGACGACUCAGUUGGGGCAAACAAUCAAACAUGUUGCAGACCAUUUCACCUCACCACAAGCCGCACGCGGCAACUGCGUGUCUCUAUCUGCACCACCGUUCAUCAUCGUCGUCGUCGUCACCAUUAGUAGCUUUCCCAGUUACUCGGAUCCUCCUGAUUCUGCACCAUUUCACAUCAGAGAUGACAAAGGAGAAAUUGAGUUUUUUUGAAGUUGAACUCAAAGUUCGUGAUUAUGAGGUCGAUAAGUUUGGUCUCGUAAAUAAUGCUGUUGUUGGGCCUACAAUAUUCGGCUCAAAGUUCUUUCCUCAUUUGCAGUAUAUUCAAAACGGAUCGUUUUGAUAUCCAGAAACUUCGAAGGCAGAAGCUACGGGUCAGAAGUGGGCGGUCUACGUCUCUGACCUCCGAAUGUAUAAUUUGAAAUCAACUUAUUUUUAAGGGAAAUUCGGUUAUUUUUCCUCCACGAGUGAAGAGUUCGGUUGAACUAACUAACGACUUUAUAUUUUUGUUCUAUAAAUAUGAGAUUCUUAUUCUAACAAAGGAAUCAAAUUUUUUUCUGAUUUAGGCAUCGGAGUAUCUUUCUUACAUGUAUCCCGACGAAUUAAAAAUGAUCUCCACUACCAGAGCAAGAUCGGAGCAUCAUCUAUUAUUGGCUCGAACCUCCAAUUAUAGAAAUGCUUACUUGUUGCAUCAACAGUUGUUUACGCAAGUUAUUGCCAUUACGUAUGACCUUUUACCAUUUGUUCAUUAGUGUGUUGUUGAAUUUUAUUAGUGCUUGUUUUACUCGAGUAUUUCUUUUUUUAAAUAGUCAUAUUAUCAUGUUCGGUACUCUU